AUGUUUACGAACACGACAAAUGUUGAAUUCGAUAAGAACUUAAGCAAUAAUGUUACAUUUGACUAUAAGAACGUAUUAAAAUCAUCAGUGAAAGAUGAGAAUUUAAUACCAGAUGGUAUACGAAGAUCGUUUAAUAAAGUGGCUGGAGAUUCCGUUGAGACGCAAAAGGCUAUAACACCAACUGAUGAACACGUACUCAAGGAUUUUACAACAUCACAAUUAAUUACUAAGACGAUUAAUGUGACCGUAAAAGUGACUAAAAUCAGAUCUGGCACCCAGUUUAAUUUCAGAAGCAAAAAUAAACAUAUGAAUAAAGAUAAAAUGGAUAGAUUUAAGAAAUUCAUGUCUAAGAAUAAGAAUGCGUUUAGUGACUUCCUAAAGAAAAAGCAGCAAACGCAAGCGAUAAUGCCUAAGAUAGCUGCAUCGCCUCGACCAAUAUCACGCAAUCAAUCAAUAUCUAGGGUUGAUGCCACGGUGGGAACAUCUAGAACUGCGUUAGAGACCAGCACCAGGGACACCACAGUGCGUCCCCUAACAUCCACCACGAAGUCUGUAAUCGUUCAAGAAACAACGCCAUUUACGUGGAAGACUAAAAAAGCAACGAUUGGUGCACCUACAACACCGAGUAGCGAUAGUUCAUCUAAAGAGAGCCGACCUCACAUGCGGGCUCACAUUUUACGCGCCAACGAUGACGAUGUGUCGAUCAACCCUGAGGAACUGGACAUGGCGCCUGCCAGAGGGCGCAAGGUGCACAUCAUGAGAAUGAAGAAUCGCUUGUGCCAACGCAACGUGAUGCUACCGGAGGGUCCGAAGUACGACAGCAAAGGUAACAUGUACCUGGGCGCGUUCACUCACAAGUACGGCCGGGACUACAGCCGGACGCGACCACCGGUCCUGGUGCUGCCCAGGUGCUGCAACUGCUGCAAGAAGUCGGUGCUCGGCUGCGAGUAG
Diatraea saccharalis (sugarcane borer) is the source of this 951-nucleotide messenger RNA. The record is from the annotation of a GenBank genome assembly. Lineage: Eukaryota; Metazoa; Arthropoda; Insecta; Lepidoptera; Crambidae.